Periconia digitata is the source of this 5552-nucleotide messenger RNA. Lineage: Eukaryota; Fungi; Ascomycota; Dothideomycetes; Pleosporales; Periconiaceae. The record is from the annotation of a GenBank genome assembly.
CUCAGCGAUAGCUCAAAGCACAAGAAAACCCAUGUCUGCAGUGUAAGAGCGGCAGCUUCGGCUGCUGAUCUCACAAAGUCAACCCAAAAAUUUACAGGUUGGCCCAUUUCACCCACCCACGACACACCUCCAGCAUGGCUCCUAAAACACCACGAAACAAAAACAAAUUCGAUGUAUCAACGCCACAGAGCUUGGCACCCGCCACGGGACAUCAUGCAGAUCAAAUUCAAAUCGAGGCCUUUUCCACUGCGUCACACCCAUCUGACGCUCUGGCCAAAAUCCAAGAAGAUGAGCGAGAAGUCUUGAAAGCCAUCUUCAUGGAUGACUAUGAGGAAGUCGAAGCAAAGGGUGCCUGGAGUAAAACCACAGAUCGUAUUAUCCGCCUGAAAUUGCGGUCCUUUUCUGAGGACAAUAUCACGUGUACCUUGUGUGCACAAAUCACCGCUUCAUACCCCAAGUCGCUGCCCAGUCUGACCUUAGAAAACACAAGUAAAUUACGCCACAGAACCCUCCAAAACAUCCAGGCCUUGUUGAGCACGAGACCUAAAGAACUGGUUGGAGAUGUCAUGUUGCAUGAUAUUGCAGCUUCCAUCCAAGAUCUCCUUGAAGAUGAGAUAGCAGUGCGUGAAAAUGAUGGUACUUUUGAGAACCUUGGUGCUGAACGAGCUGUACACGAAGCUACAGCGGCAGAGCUUGCAAAGCAGCAAGAGCAAGAGAUGGCAAAGAAACGUAAUGAAGAGAAGGCCGAGGAAGAGCGUGUUCUACAAGAAAUGGUUAAUGACGAAAUGAGGCGCAAAGAAAAUAUGGCCAAAAGGAGAAGUCGUGGGACAGGCCACACUCCCACUUCCUACUUUCCGAGCAAUAACAGUUUAAGCACCAACCAGGUGUCUUUCGACCGGAAUAUUGAGCUGCACAUCGAUGGGAGAUCCUCCGAAUUCUCUGCCGUGGAAGGGCUCUUACCUUAUAGGAUGGGUAAGGUUACUGAAGAGUUCCUUGUGAGACCUUCAGGGGUUGACCUCGCAACCACGCUUGUGUUGAAGCGCACUCGUGUCAAUUCCAGUGAUGCUUCCGCUAAUGCACAGCUGAAGCGAGCCAUUACCGAAUUUGAAGAAGAGAUGGAGGAGAUCAAAGCCCUCCGUCAAUCCAACAUACUUUCCGUGUUUGAUUUCAAGAUCGAACAGUUUCCUGGCUCUAUCUGGGAGAUCAGUGUACUCGUGGAGCUCGGCAGUAAAGGAUCUCUCGGAGAGAAGUUGGAAGAUGAUGGCCAAAUCGCAGUCGCCAAAGUCAGAUCUUGGACGGUAGAACUCCUAGAGGCUUUGGACUUCUAUCAUAGGAAUGGCGUUGUGCACAAACGCAUUCAUCCUCACAACGUCUUACUACAAAAAUCGUCGACUGGUGGACUCUUCGUGAAACUGGCCGACGCCGGUUUCCAAGAUACAUUGCAUAACCUGAGAAACUUGGGCCAAGGGGAGCAACCAUUUUCUACUUCUAGGUCAGCUUUUUGGAUUGCCCCCGAAUUGGCUCAAGACUCUCGCCAGUCGAGAAAGUCUGAUGUUUGGGAUCUUGGUGUCACUUUCCUCCAAAUGUUAUUUGGUCUAGAUGUACCAGAAAAGAACAAUUCCCCCAAAGAUCUGUCCGAUGCUCGUGGUUGUUCGGAACCUUUACAAGAAAUUCUGCGCAAGUUCUUCAAGCCUGAUUCUAAGAAGCGUCCCUCAGCGUUUGAUUUGAUACCUUGCGAGUUCUUAAGGGAUGACGUUCCCAUAUACGAUCAGCCAAUUUCGCCAUUUCGAUCGAGACAUUCCUCAGUAUCGCUGACAGGGUAUCGCCUACGCCGGGAAUCAUCGGGCGGUAUAGGUGCUGCAUACUCUAGGUACGCUAGCGAUUGGGUUGAACAAGGUCGCCUCGGUAAAGGUGGCUAUGGAGAAGUAGUCAAAGCACGGAACAAAGUCGAUGGCCGCCUCUAUGCCAUCAAAAAGAUAAAACAGAAGUCAGCUUCUGCACUCACUGAAGUACUCUCUGAAGUCAUGCUGCUCUCGCGUUUGAACCAUCAAUGUGUGGUUCGUUAUUACACGGCAUGGCCCGAGGAAGAGUUUUCUCAUCCUUCAGGGACUGAAGAAGAUGAUUCCGGAGCAUCUGAAACGGACGAAUCUGACAUCGAAUCGGAUAUAUCGCCUCGGAACACUGGUGGUGAAGAUUUUCCUCAGAGCACAGGGGGUCUCGAUUUCAUUAGUUCGAGCGGAUACCCAAAGGUUGAAUUUGGUUCUGACGAGGAGUCCGAUAACGAAAAUGAUGGCGCAAUCGUCUUUGGAUCAGAUUCAGAAACCGAAGAAAAUGUCACAAAUCCACGGUCUCCCCUGGCGAAGAGACGCACUGGCUCUAACGCCACUCGCGCUCGGCCGAGCAGGAACAUUCUGUACAUCCAAAUGGAGUUUUGCGAGAAGCAAACUCUUCGCGACUUGAUUCGCAGAGAUUUGUACGACGAUCCAGAGGAGUAUUGGAGACUGUUUCGGCAGACAUUGGAGGGUCUUGCUCAUAUACACAGUCACGGGAUAAUUCACCGUGACCUCAAGCCCGAUAAUAUCUUUAUCGAUGUCGCCAAAAUACCAAAGAUAGGAGAUUUCGGCCUAGCCACCAGUGGUCAAUACCAACGAUCUGAUCGCAAGAAAAACAACAGCUUGCAGAACGAUGGUGACAUGACUAGGAGUAUUGGAACUGCGUUAUAUGUUGCACCAGAGCUACGUUCAGACGUUGUUGGCAACUACAACGACAAGGUAGAUAUGUACUCGAUGGGCAUCAUUUUCUUCGAGAUGUGCUUCCCUCUCAAGACCGCAAUGGAACGAGAUUAUGUCAUACGACAAUUGCGAGAGAGAAAACACUCGCUACCAGAGGAAUUCGAGAAGCCUGAAAAAUCGCGUCAAGGGAGUAUCAUUACUUCUCUGAUCAGUCAUCGUCCAAGUGAGCGACCGAGCUGUGCAGAGCUCUUGAGGAGCGGUCAAGUGCCUGUUCAGAUCGAGCACGAGGCUGUGCAGGAAGCACUCAAGGCUUUGUCGGAUCGCAACUCACCUCACUAUACAAAGAUGAUGGCUGCUUUGUUCUCACAGAAACCUGAUACCCAAGCAAAAGAUCACGCAUGGGACAUGAGUGCUGGGGUCAAUGCUCAGGCGAUGAAAGCUAGCGAUAUUCUUCUCCAAAAUCUGGUGAAAGAGCGACUUGCUGUCAUUUUCCGAGGGCAUGGUGCUGUCGAGGUGCAGCGACAAUUGCUCCUCCCGUGGUCUGAACAUUAUGCAAACAGCCACGUAGUAAAACUGUUUGAUCCAUCUGGUACACUUGUCCAGUUGCCCUAUGAUCUGACGUUGCCGUACGCGCGUAGUAUAGGCCGAGGUGCUUCCUUCUUGGAGAAGACCUUCACGAUCGGUCAUGUGUAUCGAGAUAACUACGGUGGGCCGCCACGUAGCAAUGGUGAGGCUGAUUUCGACAUACUUUCCUAUGAUACGCUAGAUCUAGCGUUGAAAGAGGCUGAAGUUCUCAAAGUCGUUGAUGAAGUGAUCGACGAAUUCCCUUCUCUUUCAUCUGCGCAGAUGUGCUUUCACCUCAACCAUGCCGAUCUCCUGAAUAUCGUUCUCGACUAUUGUAGAAUCAGUAUUCCACAACGCCAUGCAGUCAAGGAGGUUCUAAGUAAGCUGAACAUCAACAAGUUUAACUUCCAAAAGAUCCGUAACGAACUUCGUGCACCCGAGGUCGGUGUGUCAUCGACGUCAUUGGAUGAUCUGGCACGUUUCGAUUGGAGGGACUCCCCGGAAAAAGCAUUCGCAAAACUUCGUCGUAUAUUCGAAGGAACAAAAUAUCUGGACCAGACUCACGCUGUCUUCGCCCACCUGACGUCUGUAGCGGGCUACAUGAAGCAUUGGAGGGUCAAACGGAAAGUUUACAUUAACGUCCUCGGAAGCUUCAACGAGAAAUUCUACAGCGGUGGGAUUUUGUUCCAAUGUCUUUUCGAUGGGAAGCAAAAAGAGGUCCUAGCUGCAGGAGGCAGGUACGACAAACUCAUCGAGGAAUACCGGCCCAAAGGUCCCGGGCAUUCUCAUCCGCCAGCAGCAUAUCAUGGCGUUGGGGUAAAUAUUGGAUGGGAUCGUCUCGUCAACUCCAUGGUGCGCUAUAUCAAAAAACCCGAAAAAGCAGCCUUUCUCAAGAACAAGGCCGAAGAAGACACACCAGCCAUAUCGUGGGUGCCACGACGAUGCGACUGCCUGGUCACAAGCUUCGAUCCUGCAACGCUGCGCUCAGCAGGCAUCAGAAUGGUUGCCGAGAUUAUGGCACACGGUUAUACAGCCGAGCUAUCCAUCGAUGCACAUUCGGUCGAAGACGUGCUUCGACACUACCGCGACGACCGCCACAGUUGGAUCAUUGUCAUCAAGCAUGGUGUGGCUCCCGACAAGCCAGACCUCAAGGUUAAGAGCAUUACAAAGAAAGAAGACACAGACCUUCGGAGUGCAGAUCUGCUCAACUAUCUACGCAAUGAGUGGCGAGAUCGUGAGGCACGCGAAGGCAACGUCGCUCAACGAAGAUGGGUCCCUGCGGGCCAACAUACAUCUUCCUCUUCAUCCUCAUCAACAACAACCAAAUCCAACGUCGAUGUCUUGAUAUCUCAUCACCGGUCAAAGAAGACCAACAAAUGGUCCAUUGUUGAAGCAGCGCAGACACGGUCGCUCGACCUCCUCACUACAUUUCACUCGGCGCCUAUAGCCGCCAUCGAAGCCAAGGAUGAGGUCAUGAACUCCAUCCGGGAAACGAGACUGAGCGAUCCGGAUAGCUGGCGUCGAGCCAUUCAGAGCCUACCCAUGGCCGAGCGCAAAUAUCUCCAGGAACUGCACGAUCUCUUGCUAGGCUAUGCGACGAACUGGAAGAAAGUGGUCAAGGAAGGGUCGGCCAAGAGUGGAGAAGGGGGUGGGAAGGCUUUUGUCUACAAUUUCAGGACAGGUGGAUGUUUAUUAUACGAUCUGGAAGGGUGAGAAGCGUUGGAAUAUGGGUCACGAACGUUUUGUAGUUUGUGAGCAGACGCCAUCGAGAAAAGCAUAUGAUGUAUGAGAAACGGCAGUUUCCAAUUUAACGCGAAUGACAUGAACUGAUGAGCACAACUUCCUUUUCUCGGUGACGUAAGUGCUCUUUGCGAGCUAAUACUAAUAAAGCACCUUCUCACAUUCUUUUCUCAAUCACUUCUUGCAAUCCUCGGGGAUCGUGGGCUCCUCUCAACAUCAAGCUGUGAACGAACGAAGAAGGAUCCGAAAAGACAUAACAUUUGAUCAAGAAUUCGCAUGCAUUACAAAGCCAAAGAUGUCUUAUCAAAUCAAGUAGGUCUAUGAGUUGCUGCCCAUUUCUCAAUUCCGAAACUUUCAGUCAGGCCUCUCAGUGCCCGCCAAAAUUGAUACGUGUACAUAUAUCAGCGGCACUGCUAAAACAAAAGGCAUUUGAUCAAUCCUACUAAACUGGGGGGAAAAUACAACAACAGCAAAGAAACCACAGAUAUCACAGAAGCUAACAAUGCAUACUGAUUG